AUGCACAUCGGCAAUCUUCUCGGAAUCGGAGCGGCCUGCGCGCACGUAGCUUCCGCUGCAUACGCCGUCAAAAAGCCGCCGCUCGACACACCUUGGACAUCCCAGGUCGGCACCAAUCCCUGGCCGCAGUAUCCUCGUCCGAAGCUCCAGCGUUCGCAAUGGCAGAACCUAAACGGCGUCUGGAGCUACCGCGCCGCGACUGGCCUUCAAGAGUUACAAGCUCCGCCCUUCAACCAGACCUUUUCCACUGACGUACUCGUCCCGUCAUGCUUGGAGAGUGGUCUCAGCGGCGUGCAGGCGGACUCUGCGAUAUACUCCUGGUUGAAGACGUCUUUCUCUGUUCCGGCAAAUUGGACAACAGAGGAGCGAGUCUUGUUGAACUUCGGUGCUGUCGACUACGAAGCGACCGUAUUCGUGAAUGGCCGCAAUGCGACUUUCAAUCGUGGAGGCUAUAGUGCUUUCUCGGUGGACGUGACCUCGUUUCUCACGGCGGGAACGAAUGAAUUACUUGUCUUCGUUCAUGAUCCGACCGACAGUGGCGACUACGUGAUUCCGAUCGGCAAGCAGACCUUGAACCCGUCACAUAUCUUCUACACGCCUUGUAGUGGUAUAUGGCAGAGCGUGUGGAUCGAGUCGGCGCCCGUCCAGCACGUCACCGGUUUGGAGAUUGACGGCGACAAAGAUGGCAAUCUGAACAUCCUCGUCAACGCUUCCGCCAAUUCCACCACACCUGUGAUUAUUACAGUGUACGAGAAUGGAACCAUGAAUAUCGUUGCUACGUCUAGUGGGAAUGCCAACGCCGCGAUCAAAUUGACAGUAUCGUCUCCCAAGCUCUGGUCACCGAACACUCCCAACCUGUAUGAUGUCACGAUCAAGCUUGGGAGCGAUGUUGUGAACAGCUAUACCGGAUUCCGAAGCAUCUCUCGAGGAGCGGUCAAUGGUAUUCAGCGCAUCUUACUCAAUGGUGAAGUGGUUCUCCCGUUCGGCACACUGGAUCAAGGGUACUGGCCGGAUGGCAUCUAUACCCCUCCAACCUAUGAGGCCAUGGUAUUCGACCUACGAACGUUGAAGAAAGUCGGCAUGAACAUGGUCCGCAAGCAUGUAAAAGUGGAGACCGAUCUCUUUUACCAGGCCUGCGAUCAACUUGGGCUGCUGGUGAUUCAGGAUAUGCCUUCUCUUCGACCAAGCCAAUCGCGAACAUUGGCCAAUUGCACAACGCAGACGAUCCUACCUGAUGCAAGUCAACAAGUCGAAUUUCAACGUCAGCUCGAAAUCAUGGUCAAGCAGCACCGGAGCUACACCUGCAUCUUCACCUGGGUCAUCUACAACGAAGGUUGGGGCCAAAUCGAGACCCCUCCCUACCCCGAGAUCUCUCUCACCUCCCUCGUCCGCCAACUGGACCCCACCCGCCUCAUCGACGCAACAUCCGGCUGGUUCGAUCACGGCGCCGGCGACUACAGCGACAACCACCACUACGCGAACCCGCAAUGCGGCACCCCCUUCCACUCGCGUCUCUCCAGCCCCUUCGACCCCCGACGCAUCGGCUUCCAGGGCGAAUUCGGCGGCGUAGGCCACAACGUCUCGAUCGAACACCUCUGGGACGUGCCCGCGGCCAUCGCCACCAUCGAGGAGACCUACGAGCUCGACGACACCCUCCCCAUCUGGAACUACCGCUCCCAUGCCCUCCUCGCCGAACUCCUCCAGCAUAUCCAACUCUUCUCCUGCAGCGGCGCCGUCUGGACGCAGACCACCGACGUCGAGGGCGAAGUCAACGGCUUGUUGACGUACGAUCGUCGCAUCUUCAGGCCGGACAUCGCGCAGUGGAAGAGCGAUGUCGAGGCUUUGUAUGCGGCUGUCGCCGCGAGGAGUAAUUCUUCUUCUUCCGCUCCUGCGGCGGUCCCGGCUUACUCGGCUCUGGAGACUCCCUGGCCGACGCAGUAUUGGGCGACGUAUAUGUGGACGCCGGCCGCGCAGCCGAAGACGACGAGGCAGGUCGCCUUGUAG
Molecule: messenger RNA, 2004 nt
Organism: Dissoconium aciculare CBS 342.82
Lineage: Eukaryota; Fungi; Ascomycota; Dothideomycetes; Mycosphaerellales; Dissoconiaceae
Product: glycoside hydrolase family 2 protein
Exons: 5
Coding region: 1-2004 (667 amino acids)
Biological process (GO): carbohydrate metabolic process
Molecular function (GO): hydrolase activity, hydrolyzing O-glycosyl compounds
Source: RefSeq, a predicted model, not a curated record